Messenger RNA from Vigna umbellata (rice bean), 2305 nucleotides. NCBI's taxonomy places the organism in Eukaryota, Viridiplantae, Streptophyta, Magnoliopsida, Fabales, Fabaceae. The record is from RefSeq and is a predicted model, not a curated record.
GGGGUGGAGCCUGAUGAGGUCACUAUGGUGAUUGUUGUUCAGUUAUAUAAGAAAGCAGGAGAGUUUCAGAAAGCCGAGGAGUUUUUCAAAAAGUGGUCUUCGGGUAAACCUUUGAGGAGCAAAAGCAAACCUUUGAGAAUCAAUGAUGAAGGGGUGGAUACUCGGGAAUUGGAUGAAAGGGUGGCGUGUGCUGAUGUUUCAUUCAGCUCGCAUACUUAUAAUACCCUGAUUGAUACGUAUGGAAAGGCUGGUCAACUUAAAGAGGCAUCCGAGACUUUAAUGGAGAUGCUUAAACGAGGUGUGGCACCCACUACAGUGACGUUCAAUACGAUGAUUCACAUUUGUGGAAACCAUGGACAACUAGAGGAAGUGAGUUUGCUUGUCCAGAAAAUGGAAGAGCUGCGAUGCUCGCCUAACACAAGAACGUAUAAUAUUCUUAUCUCUCUUUAUGCUAAGCAUAAUGAUAUAGGUAGGGCAACAAAGUAUUUUGAAGCAAUGAAGGAAGCCUGCCUCGUGCCUGAUCUUGUGAGUUACCGUACUCUCUUGUAUGCAUACUCCAUAAGGAAAAUGGUUCAUGAAGCAGAAGAGCUUGUAAGAGAAAUGGAUGAGCGGGGUCUUGAAGUUGACCAAUAUACCCAGUCUGCGUUGACUAGGAUGUACAUAGAAGCAGGAAUGCUAGACAGGUCCUUGUUAUGGUUUCUGAGGUUUCAUCUAACUGGAAAUAUGACAUCUGAGUCCUAUGCUUCCAACAUUGAUGCAUAUGGGGAACGUGGGUAUACUUUGGAAGCUGAGAAAGUCUUCAUUUUGUGCCAAGAACGGAAGAAUCUCAGUGUCCUUGAGUUCAACGUGAUGAUUAAAGCUUAUGGCGUGGGGAAAUGCUAUGAGAAGGCAUGUCAAUUGUUUGAUAGUAUGGAAAAACAUGGCGUAGUUGCAGAUAGAUGCAGCUAUACUACUCUCAUACAAAUUUUGGCCAGUGCUGACCAGCCACAUGUUGCCAAAACUUAUCUGAAAAAAAUGCAGGAGGCAGGGCUAGUAAGUGAUUGCAUCCCAUACUGUGCAGUGAUUUCUAGCUUAGCAAAAUUAGGCCUGUUGGAAAUCGCUGAAGAUUUAUACAGGGAAAUGAUUAACCAUGAUGUGGAGCCUGAUGUUAUAGUUUACGGCAUAUUGAUCAAUGUUUUCUCUGACGUUGGAAGGGUUAAAGAAGCCAUAAGUUAUGUUGAUGAAAUGAACAAAGCUGGCUUGCCAGGGAAUACAGUAAUAUAUAAUUCUUUGAUCAAAUUGUAUGCGAAAGUUGACAACCUGGAAAAGGCAGAAGAAACAUACAAGUUGCUUCAAUUAUCAGAAGAAGCUCCUACUGUUUAUUCUUCAAACAGUAUGAUUGCUCUUUAUGUUAAGCGAUCAAUGGUUGACCAAGCAAAAGAGAUAUAUGAGACAUUAAAGGAAAAUGGAGCUGUAAAUGAAUUUACUUUCACGAUGAUGCUGUGUUUGUACAAGAAAAUGGAGAUGUAUGAUGAAGCCAUUCAAAUUGCAAAGCAGAUAAGAAAAUUGGGACACUUGACAGAUUUAAGUUAUAACAAUAUACUUAACCUGUAUGCUAUUGCUGGCAGACCCAAGGAAGCAAUGGAAACUUUUAGGGAAAUGUUAAGUGCUUCCAUUCCUGUUGAUAAUUUUAGUUUUAGAUCGCUUGGAAAUCUUUUGCUCAGAUAUGGAGUAUCAAGGCAAGCUGUUGGCAAAUUAGAAGUAUUAGUGAAAAAAGAUGCUUCCAACGGUUUGCCGGCAUGGAUGUCUGCACUCGAAAGUGUUCUUGAAGUAGAUGAUUUUGAUCACGACUAGAUAUAUGCUCUUCAACUUAUACCUUUCUUAUUUAAACAUACAAAGCUCAGUUGAUUGCUUAAAGGACGAGAGUUGGACCAGGUUGAUGCACCCAAUCUUUCACCAAUUCAAAUUUCCUUCCGACUCUGGCACCCAAUCUUUCACCAAUUCAAAUUUCCUUCCGACUCUGGAUGGAGGUAUGAAGAUCACCUUGUACCUUUUGCCAAAUACAGACCAAGAAAUGUUUUAGUCCGAGACUUCGAACCAAUGACAGCCAGAACGAAUCCAAGAAAAUCUAUAAAUUUGGAUGGACCGUGAUAUAGACUCAAGUGUAAAUUGUAGAAAAAAUAGUGCUCAUCAUGAAACCCUCGUAUAAAUUAUGUGAGUAAAUCCCUUUGUCAGAGUGAUAAGGAAAGAUUCCUCAACUUCUUCUAUUUUGACUAUGUUCUGCUAUCACUUAAUGAAAAUCACGUUCUUUUUUGGAAAAAUAUGC